This is a messenger RNA of Gamsiella multidivaricata, 1382 nucleotides long. RefSeq names its product Thi4 family-domain-containing protein. NCBI's taxonomy places the organism in Eukaryota, Fungi, Mortierellomycota, Mortierellomycetes, Mortierellales, Mortierellaceae. The record is from RefSeq and is a predicted model, not a curated record. The coding region runs from base 62 to 988 and encodes 308 amino acids. The transcript has 4 exons.
CUUCUCCUUCACCCAGCCCAAGAUCCCCAUUUGCGCAAACCCUCUCACACUUUUCCACAACAUGUCUACCUCCAACGCCUCCUUCUCCAACGGCUCUGCCGCUACCACCUCGACUGCCCAGCUCGGCGCCAUCAACUUGGUCGGAGUGCCCCAGUACGACCUCAACGAUCUCCAUUUCAACCCCAUCAAGGAGGCCGAUGUUAGCCGCGAGAUGACUCGUCGCUACAUGACCGACAUGCUUGAGCACGCCGAGACUGAUGUCGUUGUUAUUGGUGCUGGCUCUGCUGGCCUAAGCUGCGCAUGGGAGUUGAGCAAGAACCCUAACGUUAAGGUUACGGUUAUUGAGCAAAGCGUCUCCCCCGGCGGCGGAGCCUGGUUGGGUGGCCAGCUCUUUUCGGCCAUGAUCGUCCGCAAGCCAGGCCAUCACUUCUUGGCCGAGGUCGGUGUGCCGUUCGACGACUGCAAUGAGAACUACGUCGUUGUCAAGCACGCUGCCUUGUUUACAUCCACCAUCCUCAGCAAGUUGCUCAUGCGCCCCAACGUCAAGCUGUUCAAUGCGCUCGCCGCCGAGGACCUGAUCGUUAAGAAUGGCCGUGUCUCAGGUGUGGUUACCAAUUGGACCCUGGUAACUCUGAAUCACGACACCCAGUCAUGCAUGGAUCCCAAUGUGAUCGAGGCCAAGGUUGUCGUCUCCUCCACUGGCCACGAUGGCCCCAUGGGCGCUUCUGGCGUUAAGCGUCUCCAGAAGAUUGGCUUGAUCAAGAACGUCCCCGGCAUGAUUGCUCUCGACAUGAAUGCUGCGGAGGAUGGCAUUGUCGCCAACACCCGUGAGGUCGUCCCUGGAAUGGUCAUCACUGGUAUGGAAGUCGCGGAGCUCGACGGAUGCCCUCGUAUGGGUCCCACAUUCGGUGCUAUGAUGCUUUCUGGACAGAAGGCUGCCCAUUGCGCCCUGAAGUCCCUCGGACUGGCACAUGUUCUCAAAGCCUAAAGUGGUCGAUUUCGAGCUGAUGAAUGAGCUUGGUGUUUGGUUGUAUUCAGUAUUUAUGUUUAUUGUUUUAUUUUGAAAUGAGAGGAAGAAUGACACCAGGGGUCCUUGGUCUUCCCGCGCCCUGAUCUUUUCUAGUACCGUGUCGUAUCCCGCAAGGGAGUAAGCGGCCGGUACUGGGUCUGUAAAAGGUCUUGAGCGUGUGCAUGGAGUCCUCGGUGAGAAAUACCCUUUGAACCUGACGGUCGAGAGUAGAGAGAAUGGAUAUCCGUCUCCUACUGUCUGAUCCAACACGAUAAUGCGUGCGGCUAGGAAGUGUGUCAUGUCUUGUUCCUCUUAUCUCUUUUUUUCUUUGCUCUAUUUAUUUCAAUAAAUCCUUACAAUUCGUACCUAUCAA